AUGGGCGACCUCCAAUUCGCGAAGCAGUUUCUGACGUCGCUGGACAACAAGCCGAACAAGUACCAGCCUGACCAUGUCUUUGAUCCGACGACGUUUCAAAUGCGGUUGCCGUAUACCCUGCCCAAGCUCUCAACACCACCACACCCGCCGCCGCCUAGAUCAGUCGCUGUCCCCGAACCACCGCCUGGCUCCCAACCUCCGACACCCACCAUCACCCUGAUCCUCAAAUCUGCGCGCAAUCCCAACAUGACCCUGGUGAUUCCCUCGACGCCGCCCACGACGGCGGCAAUCCAAGUUCUCAAGGAACGUAUCCAAACGUACCUAGGAGGGCCUAGCGUGGUGAAUCUGGAUAAGAUCAAGUUACUCUUGAACAAGAAGCCCAUACCACCGAGUAAACGAACCGUUGCAGAGGCGCUGGAAGGGUCCGGGUUGACUGCAGGGUCCGAUGUGGAGUUUGGUGUCAUGAUCAUGGGCGGCGCUCCCGACCCGCCUCAGAGUCACAUCACAGCAUCGCUACACGAGACCAUAACAGAUGCAUUGGAGGCGGCGGCAGGGACAGGCGCUGCGCAGACGGGAAUCAAGAGAGAAGAUGCACAAGGCACGCCCAUGGAAGGUGUACUGACGUCGAGGACGAGUGUCCUCGAGUCAAAGGAGUUUUGGGAUGAUUUACAAAAGUUUUUGGAGCAGCGGAUAGGCAAGUCCGACGAGGCCGGGAGGAUAAAGGGGCUCUUUGAACGGGCGUGGAGGAGUUCAACGGCGAAGCCUUGA
This is a messenger RNA of Fonsecaea pedrosoi CBS 271.37, 768 nucleotides long. RefSeq lists its product as uncharacterized. NCBI's taxonomy places the organism in Eukaryota, Fungi, Ascomycota, Eurotiomycetes, Chaetothyriales, Herpotrichiellaceae. The transcript is spliced from 2 exons. The coding region runs from base 1 to 768 and encodes 255 amino acids. The record is from RefSeq and is a predicted model, not a curated record.